CGGGGCGGGGUGUGGGCGCAUGGCGGUGGCUUUGCAUUUGUAUUGUAUCUUCCUGGAAAACCGUUUAUUAUAGAGAACUGGAAUCGGUCUGUAGCGACUCGUGUGAAAUACAAUUAAAUCUUAGUAAAGCUGCUUGCAGUAUCACUCGCUUGCGUUGUGUUUAACGCGGUAGUUCUUUGCAGGAAAAGAAAAAAAACGAGAUUUUUCUUUCUAUUAGCGCCCGUGCUAGAAUUUGACUAUCUCAUCUGUGGAGACUGUGGCAAAGAAUUCAUGGAUUCGUACCUAGUGCAGCACUUUGAUUGGGCCACGUGUGAUAAUUGCAGAGAUGCUGAAGAUAAACAUAAGCUCAUCACAAGGACAGAAGCAAAAGAAGAGUAUCUCCUGAAAGACUGUGACUUAGAUAAGAGAGAACCGGUGCUUAGAUUCAUUGUGAAGAAAAACCCUCAUAAUCCCCGGUGGGGUGACAUGAAACUUUACUUAAAACUGCAGGUAAUCAAGCGUGCUCUGGAAGUGUGGGGGAAUGAAGAAUCUUUGCAAGAAGCAAAGGAACAGCGCCGUGACAGCAGAGAGAAGAUGAAACAGAAGAAGUUUGAUAAAAAAGUGAAAGAGCUUCGCCGUGCAGUGAGGAGUAGUUUGUGGAAGAAGACAGCUAGUAUCCAUGAACAUGAAUACGGACCAGAAGAAAACGUUGAUGAAGAAACAUACAAGAAGACGUGUACUAUAUGUGGCCAUGAGUUAACUUACGAAAAGAUGUAAUGUUAAUUUGUUUGUUGAAAUUCAUUAUCGUCAUUUCUAAUCGUAUUCUUUAUUAAAGAAAUGGCAGUUGGGAACAAGCUGUUAUCGAGCUCCAUGAAUAAUAACUGUCAGUUCUGUACAGAAGGUUAGACUUCUCAGCUAGAACUUAGGGUAGAGCAUACACAUUUUUAGCAGGCUGGAAAUGGCUGCCUUGUGGGAUGAGAAGUUGGCAUUUUACACUCAUUUUACAUGCCGAUGAAAUUUAAAGAAGGUAAAUUUCCCUCUACUCUUGCUUCAGUUGGAGCUGAAGGAAGUCUCUGUAUUUGCUCCAGCUCUUAGCUGAUGUCAGCUCCCAUAUGUCUCAGGCAGUCAGUUCCUAAGCACUGCUCAAGUGGUUGGAGAGCGUACCACGAGGCUGGUUCUCCCUGGAGGUGGAGACCUCCAACUCGAUGGAGAGGAGUUUCCUGUUCGAGGAGGAUUGUUAAAGGAAAGCACUGUGCUGUAACGUUCAGUCAAGUUGCUGCCAUGUUCUGUACUAAGGAGGCUUAAGUAUCCUUUACUGAUUUCUUUUCAAGUUUUGGACCAAAAAGGUGACUCUUCAAGUAAAAGUGUAUCUUCAA
Messenger RNA from Meleagris gallopavo (turkey), 1355 nucleotides. Lineage: Eukaryota; Metazoa; Chordata; Aves; Galliformes; Phasianidae. The record is from RefSeq and is a predicted model, not a curated record.